AUGAUUGGGCUUCUAGCCCUCACCUCCAUUCCAACAGUGACAGGUGUAGCUCUCGCUUCCAGCGAGCAGCGCAAAGCAAACCAGCGCAAAGAAGAAGCCCGUCGCAUGGUGAAGUUCAACAUCGUGGCGGAAUGCGAUGGGGACACGGAUGAUGACCGCAAAUUAAACGGGAUGACUGUUGUUGUAAGAGAUGAGAAGGUCUACCUCGCCAACCCAGAUCCCUCCAAACGAUCCCCGCCAGCUUUCACGGCCUUGGCUUUCUACAUCGAGUAUCCCGAACCAGAGGAACUAAAAUACCUCAAGCGUGAGCGUGGCCUCGGCCUCCCAACCUACGUCCAGGACAAUCCGCCCCUUCUCAACUGGAUCUAUGCAGAUACCGAAACGUAUGAGUUGCGAUACGGGAAUCGGUCGCAAAGUGUGGAGCAGCUGGUCGAGCCGUGGGACUGGUGUAAGAACGAGAAGUUUAUUUCGCUUGAAGGGAAGCAGAAUGCUUUCAUUGCGGUUGAAGAAGAGGAGGGGGAAUGGGCGCUUCAUUUUGAUCGAGAUGGCGAUGAGCUUGCGGGCGUUCUAGGGGAGCAGGGAUUGCUGGAUUGUGCCUUUGUGCCUGUCAAGUUGGCCAGGAAGGUCGUUGAGGAAAGGCCGCCGCCACCUUCAGCUGCUCAGGCUCCAGCUCAACGGAGUCAGGGAAAUGGUCAGAGUCAGAAAUAG
Messenger RNA from Penicillium digitatum Pd1, 708 nucleotides. RefSeq lists its product as uncharacterized. Lineage: Eukaryota; Fungi; Ascomycota; Eurotiomycetes; Eurotiales; Aspergillaceae. The record is from RefSeq and is a predicted model, not a curated record.